AACACUCACGUAGCGCUUUUACAUCAGCGAAGUGCGUAAACCUCUUAGGAGGCGGAGAUCAUUUUGUUUUCAUCGCCGAAGAUGAUUGAACGCCUAUGGCCACAGAUUUUCACGCUUGAGAAGAAGUGAUUUCACGUAUCAUAGACUGUACGCCGAUACGAAGUUUAUCGGUGAUAAGAGAAGAGCGAGGGUUCUUAUGAAGGCGGACGACGAGGCAGCCGGACUUUGAGGAUGUGUCCAGCCCAGACACAGCUGUGCCUCGGCACCGACUCUCUCUGGCGACCAGCACAUCCAUGAAAACCACAGCUGAUCUAGAUGGAUGAGCCCGACUGACCAGGACGCUUGAGUUACAGUUUCUCUGAGACUUGACUGUUAAUCUACCCACAAUGUCUGUCUCCACGGUAUUGGCAAAGGCACUGUUUGACAACACGGCAGAGAGCCCAGAGGAGCUGGCUUUCCGGAAAGGUGACAUCCUGAUGGUUCUUGAACAGGAGCAGAGUGGUGGGCCAGGCUGGUGGCUCUGCUCUCUGCAUGGGAGACAGGGCAUCGCCCCUGCCAACCGCCUUCGUCUCCUCCAGACCGCUCCACCCCCGGGCUCAGACCUCCGUCGUGGCCCCAGCGAGGACUCUGUUUACUUGUCGCCUGGUCCCGCACUGGCUCGGUCUGCAGUCAGCAGCAGUGCAGAGGACAUAGAUGGAGUGUAUCGCUCCCCACCGGGUGUGGGUGAGGGACGAGGAGCAGGAGCCACCACAAGGCCUGGGGAGCUCCGCAGAGUUGAGGGUGGGCGCCCACGCUCUCACUCCAGCUCUGGCACCCGGCCCAGACCUGACUGGGAUAUCGGGGUUGCGGGCCGUCCGCGCUCGCCCUCUCUGAGAGGACGAGGCACAGAAAUUUCAGGCACACUUUAUCAGACUCCGAUAAGUCCGAUACCUUCAGGAGCUCAGCAUGCCAGGCAGCCUGGAGCGCUCAUGGCUUCAGAGUCUGUGUACCUCUCCCCCAGUGGAGUGCCAAGGGCGGCUGAUGAGCCAGAUGACACUACAUAUUUAGUCCCUAGAGACACACUAACAACAGGACACUCAGACGACUGUUACUUGGUACCCAAAGGUACACCACUAGCAGGUGAUGAUGUUUACCAGUCCCCAACAGGUGGUGUUGUGGCUGCCGCUGUCUGCUCUAAUGGCCCCUCUACAGUCAGUGGAACACCUGGUACUCCUCAGUCUAAAGUGAGCCAGGACACACCUGCGAUGUACCAAACACCCACCCCUGUGGGAGCGAACCUUCACAGGACUCCAGCUACAGUUUUGGCCCACCAACAUCCAUCUCAGUUAACCCCUGCUCAAGCAUCUCCCAGACCUCUGCUUAAGGGAGUUUCACCCAACCCUGCUGUAGCCAAGGGCAAACCUGGCCUGGCCUGUCACCGGGGAUCCCCUUUGCUGGUCAGAGCAGGGCAGGUCAGGGUUCCCGGCUCACCAAAUUUUGCCCGCAAACCUCCUCCGCCAGCACCUCCGGUCAGGGGAGUCACCAGGAAAGAUACGCAACAAGUAGCACCAACUUCAGCCGACUCUAACUCUGUACCCAAACCCACCGCUCAGAUCACCCCUACAGGUCUGCAGCAAGAGGAGGACAAACAGAAGGAAACUCCUCAGAGUAAAGAUGAAAGGAUGAAAAAUGGGCUGGACAAAAGCAGCACCGUGCACAACAAAAAAGGAGGAAAUCAGGAUUACUCAGAUCCUGUGGAUGACCAGGUGUAUGAUACUCCUCCCAGUGGCAGGUGGCAGCGUCCAGUCCCGUCUGCCCACGGUGAUGAUGAUGGCAUCUAUGACACCCCUCGCAGUGUCCCGCCACAAGCUGACUCUGAGACAGAGGUCUAUGAUGUCCCCACCAUUUCUCUGAAUGCGUCGACAUCAGAUAUUCAGCCUGAUGAAGUUGAUGAUGAAGUCUACAGUGUGCCCACCCUUCCAGGUGUUCCUCUGGGUGAGGAUGUUUCCCAGGUUGGACAAGUCUGUUGCGUCCCUGGAUCUGAGAAACAAGCCAGCGGCGGAGAUCAUAACCGAGACUCCUCUGAGCCCGACUGUGGCAUCUAUGACAUGCCUGCUCUGACUGUUGAAGUCCUCCCUCACUCUUCCUCAUGCUCCUCCACCUCCACCCGUCGCCUCUCUGUUUCUAGCAAUGGUUCAGGUGAUGUGCAGUGGAGAGCUUCGCUUUCCAGCCUCGUCCACUCAGUGCUGAGCGCGGCCUCCUCCUCCUCAGCCUCUGCUCUGUCGUCACGAGACCUGGCCACCUCAUUGGCUGAAAUCCUGUCCACCUGGAAAGCCAGUCAUUCAGGUGAUCCUCCACCACCUCUUCAGCAGGCUUGGGCUCGACUGUCAGACCUGCUGCCGGCGUUAUCCGCUGUCGGCAACGCUCCUCCAUCUGAGGGGCUCUUGUCGCUGGUCCAGCGGUCCCUUGAGGAAAGCGCCCUCCUCUUGCAGGCGCAGGGCCGACCCCGUCUGCCCUCACAAGAAUCCCUGUCCCGGAGGCCGCUGCCUGCUCUUCCAGUCCCUGAUGGGAAGUCAUCUGGAGGUGGGAUGGGCUCCCGUAAGGGCAGCUGGAUCCAGGAGAGGCCCCUGCCCCCAACCCCUCAGCCUGCCUUCCCCCUGCCUCCUGCUCCAUCAACUGUGACUCUAACAGUGGGCCCUGUUGACGGAGAAGAUGAUCCUAGCAAUGAAUACGCUGGGAUUGGCUUGACCCCCAUCCCCGCUCCAGUACCUACUGGAGACAGCGUUGGAUACGUCAAGCUGCAGGGUAAACCUGAGCCACUUCCUGAUGGCCUGGCGGAGAACGGACAAAUGCAGACGAUCACUGCAGAGCCAAGGUUGACCCCAUCCCCUCCUCUGCCGGUGUCCCUCUCCCUGGAGGACUCGGAGCUGCUGUCCUUUUACUCCUCCCAGAGCCUUGCCCACCUCUCCUGCCUGGCGGACGCCAUCGACCUGCUCUUCAGCAGCGUGCAGGGGAACCAGCCGCCCCGCAUCUUCGUUGCCAGAGGGAAGAGCCUCAUCGUGACGGCGCACAAACUGGUGUUUAUCGGGGACACGCUCUCCCGCCUUCUCACUUCUGCCGACCUCCGGGCAAAGGUAUCUAAGAACGGGGGGCGUCUCUGCCAGGCCUUGAAGGCAGUUGUGGUGGCAACAAAGGGCGCUGCACAAAACUACCCCUCAGUAUCUGCUACCCAGGAGAUGGUGGACCGUGUCGCUGAGCUCUCCCAGCAGGCGGCUGGCUUCUCCACUCUGCUCCAGCGCCUGGCAGAAAUAUCUUCAUGAUAUUUCAUAUCACUUGCGUAAAAACUUUGUUUACACUACACUUAUAUUUUCUGUCUUUGAAAUGCCUUAUUUGUUGGUAGACUCUUUCAUUACCUUUUGUUUGAAUGGGACUGAGGCAAGCAAAGUUGAAUCCAGAAACAAGUGUUUAGCCUCGCUGCAGCUGUUAGCAAGCUGGGUUUUGACUAUGCUGGUUCUGUCCUUCAGUUGUGUGUAGGUUUGCCUUUGUUUAUAUACUGACCUCUGUGCUUUGAUGCCAGGCACACCUGUCUUUUUGAGUGUUAACUUAUUGAAUAUAUGAAGCCCCUCUGAGGCUUUGAGUGUCUGUGCAGACUGCUUAUUUUGGGAGCUUUGCUUUAUUUUGUUUGCUGUAUUUUCCUUCCCUCACAUGAUAGCCAUUUUUCCUUCCUUCCUCUAUUUAUUUAGCCAUCCCCCCAUUCCAAAAAUAGCACAGGAGGAGGCCUUACAUCCUGGUUCUGGCCUACUUUUUACUGUGAUACCUGAAAGGCCUUUUGUAAUCAUCAUUCUGAAAUUGUUGAAGCAGCAUAUCAAGUGUUUUGGGCUUAAUAUGGGAGACAUGGAAUAGGGUGUGGAGCAGGAAGUUUGCCCGACUUCAAUCCAUAAUCUGUGCAAGUGUGUGGUGUGUUUGUGUAGUGCCCUUUUCCAUUAGCAAGAGAAGAUUAUCUGCAAUACAGUUUGUAAUCCACUUCGUUGAGGUUUACAAGAAACAUCUGUCAAUACAUGGUGAGUUUACAUUCAUGCAGUGUCACAGAUCUCAUGACAGAGAGAGAUAAUAUCUAAGAAUUGAUGCUGAAACUGAUCGUGAGGAAAGACAGUCGGGUGAGAUAUUGCCUAAUCCUGCUCUUUCCCACAGUCACACUAUAACCUGGCAUUGGAUGAGAAACCUGUUGACCGAGGUUACCUGUCUCCACAUGUCCUGUUACGUUCUGCCUGAUUAUGUUUCUUUGACUUUCUUUGCUUUUAUCUUCAUUUCCCAUAAGAUGCUUCUCAACAGUGCUUACUAAAAUCUGCUUUGAUUGUUUGAACUCAGCAACCUUGCUGUGAGGGAAUACAGUAGAAACUAAGACUGGUUAUUACAUACAUAAUUAAUUAUUAACAGAAAGCAUAGCAGUGGAACACAGUUCACUGUACUGAACAUCUGUUAGAUUAUUUUGCUUCACAUGAAUAGAUCAUUAUAUUGAUGUUAACUACAUGGCCCAGCCCCAGUAUAAACUGUGAAAUGAAGCACAGUUCACUUUCUCAGUUGAAAUGGGAGAAUUUUGCCUUUUAAAUCCAUCAAAACACAUACUGUUUUCCAUCUCCAACCAUUGUAUUACUGUCUGUCUGUCCAUUUUCUUUCAUACCAGUCAUCAGAUGUAAUGAUCUGCGCACAAAGGGCUCAGUAUGAAGCUGUGGUGGAGCAUAUAUUUGACUGGAAGUUGAACAAAUGAUGAUGUAUGUUUGUCACACACUACAAAUCAUAACUGUGUAAACACAUGACCAGUUUCAUCCUGGAGGGUGCUCUACAGAGUUAGAUUACAAAGAGUGUUGGAUCUAUCCUCUGUAUCAUAACUCAUGUUACCUAACCUUAUAUUCCAGUUUUUCAUUUUCAGAUCCAAUUAAGUGUCAUCAGGGCAUUGCGCAAUCAUUCAGUUGUGUGGCUCAGUUUAAAUCAUCCUCUGAGGAGUAGUUUCCUCCUGCUGUUACAUUAUCUCUUCUGCCGCGCCACCUUGUGGAGGUUUGAAGUAUUACUUAAUGAAUACCUCCCUGCAAAACACUAAACUGUACGUAUGAAGAGAGCAUGAUCGCCAAGUAACCUUUAGCUAUAUAUUUAUAAUGGUCAGUUUUUUUAUGUUUUCCAGUUUGCAUGGCUUUAACUUGCUUAAAUUUUAUAUAUGCACAUCCUUUACCGGGGUGAUUUUACAAGGUGAUUUGCAACGAACAAAAAUGUUUUUUUUGGGAAAAAAAACAUAUUAAGUUACAGUUAAAAGAUAUGGCUGUAUUUUCUUUUGUACCAGAAAGUUUUUUUUACACUAUGUGAACUCAUUUGAGUCGGUUAUCUAUAUUUGCUGAGGUCUAGAAUUAAACCUUUGACUUUACAUCUACAAUAAUUAAGAUCUAAACGUCUUUCCUUUACACUACAUUUGAUGUCUGUCUUGUAUUCCUGUCCAGAAUGCACAAAUACAACUUUUCCAAUUAAACAAAGGUGUUUGCA
Molecule: messenger RNA, 5511 nt
Organism: Lates calcarifer (barramundi perch)
Lineage: Eukaryota; Metazoa; Chordata; Actinopteri; Centropomidae
Gene: efs
Product: embryonal Fyn-associated substrate
Exons: 8
Coding region: 387-3299 (970 amino acids)
Biological process (GO): cell surface receptor protein tyrosine kinase signaling pathway; cell migration
Cellular component (GO): cytoplasm; plasma membrane
Molecular function (GO): protein binding
Source: RefSeq, a predicted model, not a curated record